Eleginops maclovinus (Patagonian blennie) is the source of this 1116-nucleotide messenger RNA. RefSeq names its product zinc finger BED domain-containing protein 5-like. The transcript has 2 exons. Lineage: Eukaryota; Metazoa; Chordata; Actinopteri; Perciformes; Eleginopidae. The record is from RefSeq and is a predicted model, not a curated record. Bases 1 to 1110 code for a protein of 369 amino acids.
AUGGAUGGUGAACGUACUUAUCCUCCGCUGAAAAAGCGGCGAAUUUCUGAACAGCGCUUCAAGCUAGAAUAUAACGCAGAAUGGCCGACCAUCACCCGGUCGAAGCUGGACGACUUCCACGCUUACUGUAUGUUGUGUAAGACAGAUUUUAGCGUGAGGCAUGGGGGCCGACACGACGUUGAAAAGCACAUCAGGACUGCUAAACACACGUCAUACAAGGCGGCAGUGGAAGCUACAAGGCCCAUCGCGGGCUUCUUUACGGUUGACAGUGACACCAGUGUCAUAAAUGCCGAAGUGCUCGCUGUGGACUUUCUGGUGGAACACAACAUCCCGAUCGCGGUGGCCGACCACAUCGGGCCACUGGUGAAAAAGAUGUUUCCGGACUCGAAAAUCGCUGGAAAGUAUGGGUCUGGUCGCACAAAGAGCAGCGCCAUUGUUGGAGCUCUUGCCAAGGAGGAUGCGUCUGUGAUCACGGAGGCAAUGAGGACAGCUCCAUACUCCCUAGCCACGGAUGGGAGCACUGACUAUGGAGACUGUAAGCUGUAUCCUCUUGUUGUGAAGUACUUUGAUCGAGGACUUGGGCGUGUUCUGACAGUACUCCUAUCUUUGCCAGAGUGUCAUGAGGCAUCUACUGGGCAGAACAUAUUCAAACUCAUUGACAAUGAACUUGAGAAACGUAGCAUAUCCUGGGACAACUGCAUGAGUUUUGGGGCAGAUAAUGCCAUGGUGAUGCAGGGACUCAAAGCUGGCACGGCAGGCUACAUCAACAAAAAAAACAGUGCAGUAUAUGUGCUGGGAUGCCCGUGCCAUCUAAUUCAUCUAGCUGCAGAAAAAGCUGCUGCUCAGCUUCCAGUGUCCAUUGAAGAGCUGCUGGUGGACAUAUACUUCUACCUAGACAAAUCCAGCAAGAGGAAACAGGGACUGAAGAAAUUUCAGGAUCUGUGUGGAGUGGAAAUGAGAAAGAUUGUUAAACAUGUAAGUACGAGGUGGCUCUCUUUAGAUAAAUGCAUCGCCAGGUUGUUGCAGCAGUGGCCUGCAUUGCUGCAAUACUUUGAGUCAGAAAAGUCUGGGCACAGCAGCAAGGACAAGACCACGCAGAGCAGUAGCUAGGACAAG